This is a messenger RNA of Mucor mucedo, 645 nucleotides long. RefSeq names its product 60S ribosomal protein L18ae. Lineage: Eukaryota; Fungi; Mucoromycota; Mucoromycetes; Mucorales; Mucoraceae. The transcript is spliced from 4 exons. The coding region runs from base 1 to 645 and encodes 214 amino acids. Gene Ontology annotation, molecular function: structural constituent of ribosome. The record is from RefSeq and is a predicted model, not a curated record. Gene Ontology annotation, cellular component: cytosolic large ribosomal subunit; ribosome. Gene Ontology annotation, biological process: translation.
AUGACAAUUCCAUUUGGAUCGAUCCCUCGCUACCACACACCUUCUCUCCCUCUGUGGUCAUGCCUGCCCACGUCUCCACAAUUGCAUAAUGUACUAAUCCAACUUUUUUUUUUUAAUCAUUCGCAGUUAAACGAAUAUCAGGUGGUUGGCCGUAAGCUCCCCUCAGCUCAAGAAGUUGCCCCCAAGCUCUUCCGUAUGAGAAUCUUUGCUCCUAACAACGUUGUUGCCAAGUCUCGUUUCUGGUACUUCCUCAAGAAGCUCCGUAAGGUCAAGAAGGCUGCUGGUGAGAUUGUUUCCAUCAACCAAAUCUCCGAGAAGCGUCCUGAACAAGUCAAGAACUUUGGUGUCUGGAUCCGUUACGAUUCUCGCUCCGGUACUCACAACAUGUACAAGGAAUACCGUGAAAUGUCUCGUUGUGAAGCUGUUGAACACUGUUACCAAGAUAUGGCUUCUCGUCAUCGUGCUCGUUUCAGAUCUGUCCAGAUCAUUCGUGUUGCCGAAGUCAAGGAUGCCGAUGUUCGUCGUGCAUACAUCAAGCAACUCUUGACCCCCAAGCUCGCUUUCCCCUUGCCUCAUCGUCUUGCCAACGUCGAGAAGAAGCACCGUGCUCUCUUCGUCGCCAAGCGUCCUACCACCUUCUAUUAA